Messenger RNA from Anolis carolinensis (green anole), 6275 nucleotides. RefSeq names its product oocyte zinc finger protein XlCOF6-like. Gene Ontology annotation, cellular component: nucleus. The record is from RefSeq and is a predicted model, not a curated record. The transcript has 3 exons. The coding region runs from base 556 to 2790 and encodes 744 amino acids. Gene Ontology annotation, biological process: regulation of gene expression. NCBI's taxonomy places the organism in Eukaryota, Metazoa, Chordata, Lepidosauria, Squamata, Anolidae.
CAUGUUUCUUGAGGGCGGAAGUGCAGCGAGAGGCGGGAAGACUGGGGGGGAGGGGCCGGGCGGCGCUCUUUCCUGUCAGAAGGAAGGAAGGAAAGAAGGAAGGAGGAGGAGGAGGCCUUUCGGAGAGAGAGAGAGAGAGAGAGAGAGGAGGAGGAGUAUUUAUACCCCGCCCUUCUCGCCCCGAAGGGGACUCAGAGCGGCUUACAGAACACGCAUACGGCAAACAUUCAGUGCCUGAUUCUACAAUUAACAAGGACAGACAACGCAGACACAGGUAACCUCUAAACGAACCUUAUGAAGAAAACAUUGCCCUUUGCCUUUCGUCUGAAAGGAAAGUACGCAGGAUUAACAAGAACAAGAAAUGAAUUGGAGAAAUUAUAUUUCAAGCUACAUACCUUUAAAUGUAAGGAAAGGGAGGAUUGUGCUGUAAAAAGAGGGGUUGGUAAAGAGAAAAUAAGACUACAGCAAUACAGAGACUGGGAAGAGGAAAUGUCCUAUUCAGGAGUCCAUAUCUGUGAACUUCAGGCAUAAUAUUAGAAUAAUAAAUGUUAAAAAAUGGAAAAUUCAUUGUCAAAAUCACACACAGGGGAGAAGCGACAUAAUUGUAAGGACUGUGGGAAAUGUUUCAUUGAGAGAAGUUCUCUUGCUAAACAUCAACGAACUCACACAGGAGAGAAGCCAUAUAAAUGUGUGGAAUGUGGAAAGAGCUUCAGUCAGAGUGGACAUCUACACACCCAUCAGAGGACCCACACAAGGGAGAAGCCACAUACAUGCAUGGAAUGUGGAAAGAGCUUCAGUCAGAGUGGAAGUCUACGCACCCAUCAAAGGACUCACACAGGGGAGAAGCCAUAUAAAUGCAUGGAAUGUGGAAAGAGCUUCAGUGAGAGUGGAAAUCUACGCACCCAUCAAAGGACUCACACAGGGGAGAAGCCAUAUAAAUGCAUGGAAUGUGGAAAGAGCUUCAGUCAGAGUGGAAGUCUACGCACCCAUCAAAGGAUUCACACAGGGGAGAAGCCACAUACAUGCAUGGAAUGUGGAAAGAGCUUCAGUAAGAGUGGACAUCUGCGUAUCCAUCAAAGGACUCACACAGGGGAGAAGCCACAUACAUGCAUGGAAUGUGGAAAGAGCUUCAGUCGGAGUGGACAUCUGCGUAUCCAUCAAAGGACUCACACAGGGGAGAAGCCACAUACAUGCAUGGAAUGUGGAAAGAGCUUCAGUCAGAGUGGAGAUCUACGCACCCAUCAAAGGACUCACACAGGGGAGAAGCCACAUACAUGCAUGGAAUGUGGAAAGAGCUUCAGUCAUAGUGGAAGUCUACGCACCCAUCAAAGGACUCACACAGGGGAGAAGCCACAUACAUGCAUGGAAUGUGGAAAGAGCUUCAGUCGGAGUGACUAUCUACGUUCCCAUCAAAGGACUCACACAGGAGAGAAGCCACAUACAUGCAUGGAAUGUGGAAAGAGCUUCAGUGAGAGUGGACAUCUGCGUAUCCAUCAAAGGAUUCACACAGGGGAGAAGCCACAUACAUGCAUGGAAUGUGGAAAGAGCUUCAGUAAGAGUGGACAUCUGCAUAUCCAUCAAAGGAUUCACACAGGGGAGAAGCCACAUACAUGCAUGGAAUGUGGAAAGAGCUUCAGUGAGAGUGGACAUCUGCGUAUCCAUCAAAGGACUCACACAGGAGAGAAGCCACAUACAUGCAUGGAAUGUGGAAAGAGCUUCAGUGAGAGUGGACAUCUGCGUAUCCAUCAUAGGAUUCACACAGGGGAGAAGCCACAUACAUGCAUGGAAUGUGGAAAGAGCUUCAGUAAGAGUGGACAUCUGCAUAUCCAUCAAAGGACUCACACAGGGGAGAAGCCACAUACAUGCAUGGAAUGUGGAAAGAGCUUCAGUGAGAGUGGACAUCUGCGUAUCCAUCAAAGGACUCACACAGGAGAGAAGCCACAUACAUGCAUGGAAUGUGGAAAGAGCUUCAGUGAGAGUGGACAUCUGCGUAUCCAUCAAAGGAUUCACACAGGAGAGAAGCCACAUACAUGCAUGGAAUGUGGAAAGAGCUUCAGUCAGAGUGGACAUCUGCGUAUCCAUCAAAGGAUUCACACAGGGGAGAAGCCACAUACAUGCAUGGAAUGUGGAAAGAGAUUCAGUGAGAGUGGACAUCUGCGUAUCCAUCAAAGGACUCACACAGGGGAGAAGCCACAUACAUGCAUGGAAUGUGGAAAGAGCUUCUGUCGGAGUGGAGAUCUCCGUAACCAUCAAAGGACUCACACAGGUGAGAGACCACAUAAAUGUGUGGAAUGUGGAAAGAGAUUCAGUAAGAGUGGAAAUCUACGCACCCAUCAAAGGACUCACACAGGGGAGAAGCCACAUACAUGCAUGGAAUGUGGAAAGGGCUUCAGUGAGAGUGGACAUCUGCGUAUCCAUCAAAGGACUCACACAGGAGAGAAGCCACAUAAAUGCAUGGAAUGUGGAAAGAGCUUCAGUCAGAGUGGAAGUCUACGCACCCAUCAAAGGAUGCACACAGGAGAGAGGCCACAUACAUGCAUGGAAUGUGGAAAGAGCUUCAGUCAGAGUGGACAUCUGCGUAUCCAUCAAAGGAUCCACACAGGGGAGAAGCCACAUACAUGCAUGGAAUGUGGAAAGAGCUUCUGUCAGAGUGGAGAUCUAUGCACCCUUCAAAGGACUCACACAGGGGAGAAGCCACAUAAAUGCAUGGAAUGUGGAAAGAGCUUCAGUCAGAGUGGAGAUCUACGCACCCAUCAAAGGAUGCACACAGGAGAGAAGCCACAUAAAUAGGACAAGUGCAAAGAAGCCAGAAUGUUUGUCCAAAGAACUUCUAAUGACUAUGACUUAAAAUAGACAUGAACAGGAAGUGGAAGGGGAAGAAAUCACAAAAUCAUAUAACCAUAGAGUUGGAAGAGACCUCAUGGGUCAUCUAGUCCAACCCCCUGCCAAGAAGCAGGAAAUUCCAUUCAAAGCACCCCGGACAGAUGGCCAUCCAGCCUCUGCUUAAAAGCCUCCAAAGAAGGUUCCACAGCUGAACUGCUCUCACAGUGAGGAAGUUCUUUCUUAUGUUCAGGUGGAAUCCCCUUUCCUGUAUUUUGAAGCCAUUAUUCUGCAUCCUAGUUUGCAGAGCAGCAGAUAACAAGCUUGCUCCCUCCUCCUUAUGGGAUUUUGGCCUGCAUAAAUAGGGGCAGAGUGUCUAGAUCCAGGGAAGUCAUGGCACCCCUCUAUUCUGCCUUGGUCAGACCACUUUACCUGGAAUCACACUGUGUCUAAUUCUGGGCACUGCAAUUGAAAGGAGACGUUGAAAAGCUGGAAGGUGUCCAGAGGAUGGCGACUAAAAUGAUCAAGGGUCUGGAGAACAAGCCCCAUGGGGAGCGGCUUAAAGACCUGGGCAUGUUUAGCCUGCAGAAGAGAAGGCUGAGAGGAGACAUGAUAGCCAUGUACAAAUAUGUGAGGGGAAGUCAUAGGGAGGAGGGAGCAAGCUUGUUUUCUUCUGCCCUGGAGACUAGGACGCAGAACAAUGCCUUCAAACUACAGGAAAGGAGAUUCCACCUGAACAUCAGGAAGAACUUCCUCACGGUGAGAAGGGCUGUUCGGCAGUGGAACUCUCUCCCCCGGACUGUGGUGGAGGCUCCUUCUUUGGAGGCUUUGAGGCAGAGGCUGGAUGACCAUCUGUCGGGGGUGCUUUGAAUGCGAUUUCCUGCUUCUUGUCAGGGGGUUGGACUGGAUGGCCCAUGAGGUCUCUUCCAACUCUGGGAUUCAAUGAUUCUAUGAUUUAAAGUGAGUAAAUCGAGAUAAAAAUCAGCAUGCAGCAAGAGUUUUGUAGAUUGGUUUUUCUAUUAGUUUUGUUCUUUUUAUGUAGGUUAUGUGUCCUUGAAGCUUUAAUGUUUCUUAUGUAGUCCUUUCCUUAAAAAUGCCAAAAUUGUAAUUUAUAUUAAGAAUUAUCAGAACAACCUAUUAAGAGGACAGAAAUAAAGCCAGGAAAGCUCCAGGUCUGGACGGAUUGGGAACAGAAUAUUACAAAAGUAUUAGAGAAAUACUGACUGCAACAAUAUUAGAAUUGUAUAUUGGAAUAAUGAUUGUGGAGAAAAUACCAGAAUCGUGGAGGAAGUCAUUCAUAAUAUUAAUAUGAAAAGAUUUAACAGACCCAGGGUCUUACAGGCCCACAUCAUUAGUUAAUCAGGAUGAAAGGUUUUUAUCAGUUAUAAUAGCCAAUAGAAUGAAUAAAUGCAUGUACAAGUAUAUAUAAAAAGAUCAAUCUGGGUUUGUAAAAGGAAGACAAAUGUUACUAGCAUUAGAUAUAUUUAAUGCUUUGAUUGUGUAGCAUGGCAGAUAAUAAGUGAGAUUAUGAAUUAAUUUGGAAUGGGACGUAGAAUAAAAGGAUGAUUAAAACAAUUUUAUUUGCUAUGGUGAUAGAAUUAUGUGCAAACGCCAUCCAAAAAGGUAAGAAUGUAGAAGGUGUAGGAAUAAAGGAAAAGCAGAAGGUGAGCUUAUUUGCUGAUGACACAUUGUUAUUGAUUAAAUAUCUGGGUAGGUCAAAUUGAUAGGAGAGAGGAUCAUUGAAAGAUAUUUGGGAAAACAACGGGUUUAUAUUAUACAAAGAAAAAAGAAAAAGACUUUAUAGAACAGAGCCAUACGGGAAUUAGAAUCAAGAACAAAUUAAUAUACCUGGGAGUAAGUAUAACAAAGGACUUAAAAGAAAUAGAAGAGGUAAAUGUAGUAGCAUUGAGGAAAAUAGUUCAAAAAAAAUUAAUACACAUCUAUCUUGGUUUGGAAAGACAGCAAUACUAAAAAUGAAAAUGCUUCUGAGGAUAAACUUUAUACUUACAUAUACCUUAUAUUUAUAAUGCCAUUUCAGAUUACAGAAGAAGAGUUGAAUACAUUAUUUCUUUGCAACAUUUCUACCCCACCUUUCUCCACCCCAAAGGAGACUCAUUUGGACAAAUGAUAAAUACUGUAAUGGCAGUCAAAGAAAUUGACGAAACAAGUUACAGAACAGAUCUCAAAAAGAAGAAGGAUUAGCGCUUCCUCAUAUGAAAAAAUAUUAUAAAGCAAACAGACUGAGAUUGGUUAUACAAGGAAUGAUGAAAAGGAGGAUGUAGAAUAGUUAAUAAUGGAUUCAGGAAAAGUGGAGGAAGAAAUUCGGAAUAUGUUUUAAAAUAGUUUAUGAGAAAAAAAAUAAGGUAAACUGGGAACCCAAUGUUGAGUAAUGCAUUAGAAAUAUGGAACAAAUACAGGAGAAAGUUAAUAACAGAUGGCUCAAUAAUAACCCCAAUUAUAAUGGAAAAGACAUUUCCAAAAAAUAAAAAAUAUAUAUGAUGGAUAAAAAAAUUAAGGGGAAAAACUUAGAUAAAAUAGGGGAUUGGCUAAAGGUUGGAAUGAAGAAAGAAAAGAUCAGGAACAUAAAAAUUUGAAAGGAAUAUCCAGUAAAAUUUCUAAAAUAUUAAUUGAAAAAAACAAAGGAAAAGUAAAGAAUAACACCUUCAAGAAGAUUUGGAAAGAAGAUAUAGGAAUGAAAAUCAAUGAAACAGAGGGGUUACAAUUAUGGGCACAAAGACACUUGAAAAAUAUAUCCAUAUGUGUUAAAGAAAAUUAUUAUUUAGUUGAUAUGGAAAUGGUACCUCACAUCCAUAAGAAUAGGAAAUAUAAAUAAAAACUACUCAAACAAUUGCUGGAGAGGAUGCCAAGAAUCGGGAACAUACAUACAUAUGUGGUGGCUGUGUCAAUAUGUAAAUAAUUUCUGGAGAAAGGUAUUAAGAGAGAUAGACACAAUGAACAUUCAAAUAGAAAGCAGUCUUAGCAUGGCUUUAUUCUCAUAUAAUAAUAAACAGUUGGAAAAAGAGGACAAAGAUGCGAUAACAAACGCAUUAACAAUUGCAAGACUGCUUAUAGCAAGGAAUUGGAAAAGGGAAAUAAAUAUAGAGAUAGAAGAAUGGUAUAAGGAAGUAUGGAAACUGGGAAGAAAUGAUAGGUUGACGUGGAGAGGGAUUUAGAAACAAAGUGGUUGUGAUGAUGUCUGGAGAAAAUGUAUUGGAAGAGGAUUCGAAAAGAAAGACAGAAUUACCUCCUCAAGAGGGAAUGAAAAGGAAUUUUGGACAGAUGAUAAAUAAAAAAAGUGACUUGGGGGAGGGUAAGAAAUCUGUAUAAGCGUGAAAAUAACAGUAGAUGCCAAAUGUUAAUGUAUUGUAGAUUGUACUGAAUAUUAUGUGGCUGCUGUAAAAGGAUGUACGAUUUUCUUUAAAAAAAUUAAUAAAUGUAUUUGUAAUUUGUAUAAA